AUGUCGGGAUAUCAAGGAACUCCGCCGCCAGGUGGGAACUACUACCCUCCCCCGCCAGGUACAUCCACCUCAUCCCCUCCUAUACUUCCGUCAAACAUGGAACAUCAGCAGUCCCAACAGCAGUACUUUGCGCCUCCUCCAGGUGGCCAAUCCUACCCACCUCCGCCCACAUCCCCUCCCGCACACCAACAACAGCACUAUCCCCCUCCGCCAGGCGGUAACCCCAACCCACAACCACAGUACGCGCCGCCGCCUGAGAAACAGCAAUAUGCGCCACCACCCGAACAACAACACUUUCCACCACCGGGCCAGGCACAAUCGCCGCCGUCACAUCAGCAGCAUCCGCAUCAGCAGCAGCAGCCGAUGAGCCCUGGCUUCGGUGGGUUUCCAGGUGGGAGCCCAAGUGCAAGUCCGUAUCGCGACGAGAAUUCAGGAUAUCCUGCCGAGAAGAUAGGACACCCAGGCAUGGGACAGCCGCAAAUGAGCCAACAGACCAUACCACAACAACCGCAAUACGUAGGGCAAGCAGCACAUACAGGGCCUGGAAGUGCUUCCGCAGAUGAUGUAGGAACGUUCAACGGAGGAAGUUAUCGUGUGAGCCACCGGGAUACGAACUCCAUUCUUACGGUACAGCUAGCGAUUGGAUGUCCAUUUACUGCGAAGCCUGGCGCAAUGAUAGCAAUGUCCCCCACCAUGACACUAAAAGGCAACCUGAAGUUUUCCCUCAAGAAGGCCCUCAUCGGGGGCGACAUGAGCAAGUCUACGUACACGGGCCCCGGUGAGCUUCUCCUUGCUCCUCCUUCUAUCGGCGACAUUACGAUUAUCAAGCUUGGUGGGAAAGAACAGUGGUCAGUGGGCCGAGACGCCUUCCUAGCCUGUACACAGGGAAUUGUGACAGAGUACAAGAGCCAGGGCAUCGGAAAAGCCAUGUUCAGUGGAGAAGGGCUGUUUGUGUACAAGAUUAGUGGCACAGGUGUGCUUUGGGUGACGAGCUUUGGAGCGAUUAUUAGGAAGGAUCUCGCAGCCAACGAGAAGUACAUUAUCGAUAACGGACAUCUGGUGGCGUGGAACUGCAAAUACGUCCUUGAGCGUGUUGCUAGCGGAGGUAUCAUCAGUAACAUGACGGCGGGCGAGGGGCUCGUGUGUAAGUUCACAGGGCCAGGGACUGUAUUCAUGCAGACCAGGAAUGCGGCGGCGUUUGGGCAGUGGUUAGCUGCCAAUGCUGCUGCGCCGUAA
This is a messenger RNA of Alternaria atra, 1236 nucleotides long. RefSeq lists its product as uncharacterized. The record is from RefSeq and is a predicted model, not a curated record. Lineage: Eukaryota; Fungi; Ascomycota; Dothideomycetes; Pleosporales; Pleosporaceae. The coding region runs from base 1 to 1236 and encodes 411 amino acids. The transcript has 5 exons.